Messenger RNA from Vollenhovia emeryi, 1194 nucleotides. RefSeq lists its product as uncharacterized. Bases 1 to 1194 code for a protein of 397 amino acids. NCBI's taxonomy places the organism in Eukaryota, Metazoa, Arthropoda, Insecta, Hymenoptera, Formicidae. The transcript has a single exon. The record is from RefSeq and is a predicted model, not a curated record.
AUGGCUGAUAUCUUGAAUAUUGGACGCGAGCCGAUCUUUGACAAUAGCAUUGUCAAAAUUGAGACUCAUACAUACAAUCCGUAUGCCAAUACGACGUUUGGGCAUAGCGAUGAGAUAAGGAUACCCAUACAACAACAGGAUUUGUACACGUUACCGUGUGAAAGCUUACUCUACAUCGAAGGAAAAUUGAAGAAGAAGAACAAUGAUGCGGAGAAUUUUCUCGCAAAUAAUUGCGUGGCAUUUAUGUUUGACGAAAUUCGAUACAAACUCAACGGCGUGGAGAUUGAUCGCAUCAGAAACGCUGGAAUAACCAGCACUAUCAAGGGUUAUGUAUCACUAACGUAUGACAAAUCGCAGAUCUUGCGAAAUGCUGGAUGGGACAUUUUAUCAACCAUACCGGAAGGAGACUUUAAUUUUUGCGUACCGCUCAACAUGCUUUUAGGCUUUUGCGAGGAUUACAAACGUGUGGUUAUUAACGCUCGUCAUGAAUUGAUUUUGAUACGAGCGCGCACUGACAAUUCUAUCAAGGGAGAUUCGAAGACGGAACCUGAAAUUGAACUACUUAAAGUACAGUGGCGAAUGCCUCACGUUAUGUUGAAUGAGACCAAUAAACUAUCUUUGCUACGAGCUUUGGAAAGCGGACGAUAUCUGAGUAUGAGUUUCCGAUCAUGGGAACUUUACGAGUACCCGCCAUUGCAGAGCACAACCAGACAUUCAUGGGCUAUCAAAUCUGCGACUCAAUUAGAGAAACCGCGAUAUGUUAUCUUUGCUCUGCAGACUGGCCGAAAGAAUAUCAUGUCUGAAGAUGCGAGCGUAUUCGAUGACUGUAAUCUGACCAACGUGAAACUUUAUCUCAACUCUGAAUUUUAUCCAUAUGAUGACCUAAAUUUAGACUUCAAAAGAAAUAAAUACGCUAUACUUUUUGACAUGUAUGCACGUUUUCGUAAAGCUUAUUAUGGAUACAACUGCUAUGAAACGCUUUGCACCGUAACCACAUUUUUGACGAAUGGACCUUUCGUAGUCAUCGAUUGCGCGCGACAGAACGAGUCUAUCAAGAGCGCUACUGUGGAUGUACGCAUAGAAUUUGAUUGCAAGGAGAAUGUGCCUGCAAAUACUACAGCCUACUGUCUUAUCUUGCACGAUCGUGUCAUCGAAUACUGCCCAUUGUCCAAUGUAGUGCGCAAAAUCAUGUAA